ACACUGAACAGAAAGUAAUCUUCGACACUGCCAUUGCUUAACCUACGGGAGAGAGCACCAAAAUGGCAGAGAAUCAGGAACUGUUCUGUUGCUCCGUCUGUCUGGAUCUACUGAAGGAUCCGGUGACUACUGCCUGUGGACACAGUUACUGUAUGGGCUGUAUUAAAGAAAGCUGGGACCAGGAUGUUCUGAAAGGGGUCUAUAGCUGUCCACAGUGCAGAGAGACCUUUAUCCCAAGGCCUGUUCUGAAGAGAAACAUUGUACUGGCUGAAGUGGUGGAGAAACUGAAGAAGCAAAGACUGCAGGCUGCUCCCUCUCCUGCUCUGUGCUAUGCUGGACCUGGAGAUGUGGCGUGUGAUUUCUGCACUGGGACCAGAAAGCAGAAAGCCCUCAUGUCCUGUCUGGUGUGUCUGGCCUCUUACUGUGAGACUCACCUCGAACCUCACUAUGAAUCUCCUGCAUUCAAGAAGCACAAGCUGGUCAAAGCCACGGCACAACUACAGGGGAAGAUCUGCUCUCAUCAUGACAAACUGCUGGAGGUUUACUGUCGUACCGAUCAGCAUUGUAUCUGUCUGCUGUGUACAAUGGAUGAACAUAAAGGCCAUGAUACAGUGUCAGCUGCAGCAGAGAGGACUGAGAAACAGAGGCAGCUGGGGAUGAGUCAGCAGAAGGUCCAGCAGAGAUUCCAGGAGAGAGAGAAGGAGCUGAAGGAGCUCCAACAGGCUGUGGAGACUCUCAAGCUCUCUGCACAAGCAGCAGUGGAGGACAGUGAUCAGAUCUUUACUGAGCUGAUCCGCUCCAUUGAGAGAAGGCGCUCUGAGGUGAAGGAGCUGAUCAGAGCCCAAGAGAAGGCUCAAGUGAGUCAAGCUGAAGGACUCCUAGAGCAACUGAAGCAGGAGAUAGCUGAGCUGAGGAAGAGAAGCACUGAGCUGGAGCAGCUCUCACACACAGAGGAUCACAUCCAUUUCCUCCAGAGUUAUCAGUCUCUCUCCAGUAUCAGUGUAUCUUCAGACUUACCCAGCAUCGUUGUCCGUCCUCUUCAGUACUUUGGAGAUGUGAGUAAGACUGUGUCUGAACUGAGAGAGAAACUAAAAUACUUCCUUAAAGGAGAAUGGAACCAGAUCUCCACUACAGUGAAUAUAGUGGAUUUUGUACUGCCUCCAGAGCCCAAGACCAGAGAACAGUUGUUACAAUAUUCCUGUCAGCUCACACUGGACCCAAACACCGCACACACAGAACUCUCUCUGUCUAAAGGGAACAGAAAGGUGACCUGUACAGGUCAAGACCAACAAUAUCCUGACCACCCAGACAGAUUCACAAGCCAUUGCCAGGUUCUGUGUAGAGAGGGUCUGUCUGGACGCUGUUACUGGGAAGUGGAGUGGAAUGGUUAUGUUCUUACAACAGUCUCAUAUAAAGACAUCAGCAGAACAGGGACAGAUAGUGUAUUUGGAGACAAUAACAAGUCCUGGAGUUUACAGUACCAGUGCUCUAGUGGUGGUUAUUGUUUCAGACACAAUACUGAUGUGACUAAAGUAUCAGGCCCUCAGUCCGCCAGAGUAGGAGUGUACCUGGAUCACAAGGCAGGUACUCUGUCCUUCUACAGUGUCUCUGACACAAUGACCCUCCUCCACAGAGUCCAGACCACAUUCACUCAGCCCCUCUAUCCUGGGUUUCAUCUCUACGGUACUGCUGAGCUGGUUAAACUGUAGUAGGGUCCACAUAGAUACUAGUCAUGCUGGUGUAGUCUAUAGCUGAGCUGUUUAAACUGUAGUAGGGUCCACAUAGAUACUAUUCAUACUGGUGUAGUCUAUAGCUGAGCUGGUUAAACUGUAGUAGGGUCCACAUAGAUACUAGUCAUGCUGGUGUAGUCUAUAGCUGAUCUGGUUAAACUGUAGUAGGGUCCACAUAGAUACUAGUCAUGCUGGUGUAGUCUAUAGCUGAGCUGGUUAAACUGUAGUAGGGUCCACUUAGAUACUAGUCAUGCUGGUGUAGUCUAUAGCUGAGCUGGUUAAACUGUAGUAGGGUCCACAUAGAUACUAGUCAUGCUGGUGGUGAUGGUCCCCAGAUAUAAUGGUCUUCUGUACAAUAAUUUGUCUGACUGUAUAGUUUAAUUAAAAUGUAAUGUAUUUAUUUGUUAUCAAAUACAAUGUUUUAAUCUUGUAAAUUUCCAUGAAUCAUGA
Molecule: messenger RNA, 2180 nt
Organism: Oncorhynchus kisutch (coho salmon)
Lineage: Eukaryota; Metazoa; Chordata; Actinopteri; Salmoniformes; Salmonidae
Product: tripartite motif-containing protein 16-like
Exons: 6
Coding region: 63-1709 (548 amino acids)
Molecular function (GO): zinc ion binding; protein binding
Source: RefSeq, a predicted model, not a curated record